Messenger RNA from Manduca sexta (tobacco hornworm), 1261 nucleotides. RefSeq names its product ras-related protein Rab-28. NCBI's taxonomy places the organism in Eukaryota, Metazoa, Arthropoda, Insecta, Lepidoptera, Sphingidae. The transcript is spliced from 4 exons. Gene Ontology annotation, cellular component: endosome; Golgi apparatus. The record is from RefSeq and is a predicted model, not a curated record. Bases 503 to 1234 code for a protein of 243 amino acids. Gene Ontology annotation, molecular function: GTPase activity; GTP binding.
UUGUAUACAUAUUUUAAACUAUGUGACAAUGUUAUUGUCAUAAUUAUUUUAAAUUCAGUCAUUUUAUGGUACAGAUUUUGAUAUUACUGUAUAUAUCCUGUAAGUAUUUACAAUUACAAAUUGGCUUGUAUCAAACAAUAAAGAUUAGGUGAACCUAAACCAGUUUUCAUUGCCACUAACAUCACAGUAAAAGUAGAUGCAGCAUUUACUUCAUAAAAAUCAGCUUCUUGGAUUAUUCUUCUAUGAGAUUAGCAGAAUGUGAAAAGUAAGAUUUAUAAAAAGUGUAUGUAUUAGAUAAUUAUAAUUCCAUAAUGAACUAAAAAUUAGUUGCCAAGGUAACACAUACAUAAACACAAACACUUGUUUUUGUGCUAGCAAAAUUAUUGUGAAAUCUAUUUAAAAUAUUUGUGUGUGUUGACAGUAUAACACUUUUUUAAGUCUGUGAUUUUUAAAGUCUAAUUUCUUAAUCAAUGAGUGGUAUUAUUUUGAAUUUGAUCAAUUCAUGAUGUCGGAUAGUGAAGAUGAAGUUGAGAGUGGCACAGUGAAGAUCACAAUUCUUGGUGAACCAUCUACAGGCAAAAGUAGUUUAUGCACACGUUACUUGGGCGCCAGCGCUGGAGUAGUCGGUGGGGCGGGCGGCACGCAGGGCGCGGAGGUGCUGGCGGGCCAGUGCGUGGGCGUGCGCCCCGCCGUGCCGCUGCAGCUGUGCGACGUGGCCGGCAACGCGCUCGCCACCAAUAUGCUCACUAAUUACUUGUAUGCUUCAGAUAUUGUUUUAUUUGUUUAUGAUUUAACAAACUUACAAAGUUUUGAGAAGCUAGGCACUUGGAUAACUAAAGUUAAGGAAAUUUUUGAACCAGAGACGAAGAAGCCGUUGAUGGCCAUAUUUGGGAAUAAGUCUGACUUGGAGCACCAGCGCGCCGUGAGACUCUCCUGCGUCCAAAAGUUCGCUUCAGAGCAUUUGUUGGAAAAUUUUAAGGGUUCUGCAAGAACUGGCGAAAUGGUGAACAACACCUUUACAAACCUGGUUAGUCGUCUUCUAGGAGUGAAGGUGCGGAAGUAUCCGCCCGUGAUGGUGAAGGGCAAGUCGCCGGUACCGAGGGACUCUGAGAGGAACGGCCGCACUCCGCAACCAUUGCAAACGCCCGAGCCCACCCAGUCGCUCAUUAUGAACAGAAAGGCAUUAAGGACUAUUCAGAGACGGGCUUCAUCAACCGUUUGCUGUAUACAAUAGUCAAAAACUAAUAAAAUUGAAACGUUA